AUAUUGGGCGUUGCCUAGCUGACUAUAAAUUCUUGAGUACACUUCCAUUGAGCUCCUGCACUCUUCACUGAAUCUCAAACCACCGCCUCUGCUUCUGUGUGUCCUGCACUCAUUUCUGCAGCCAUGACUGAGUUGGAGAAGAGCAUGGAGUCCCUGAUUAUGGUGUUUCACCGCUAUGCCAAAGAAGACGGCGAUGAAAUGACCUUAACCAAGAAGGAACUGAAAAAACUAUUGGAGGCAGAGUUACCCACCUUUCUGAAAGCCCAGAAGAACCCCAAAACUGUGGACUGCAUCUUGAAAGAUUUAGACCAAAACAAAGAUGAUAAGUUAGACUUUGAAGAGUUUCUUCCCCUUGUCGUCGGCCUCUCGAUGGCCUGUGAGAAGUGUUACACACUCCAUGAGAAGAAGAAGAGCAAGAAGUGAUGGCCAACUAUUAGGGAGAAUGACGAUGUAGAUUAUUUUACUAGAGUAAAAGAAUUUUGUAGCACAAAUGUGUGCCUGAUCACAAGUAAAAACAACCCUUGACAAAA
This is a messenger RNA of Epinephelus moara (kelp grouper), 530 nucleotides long. RefSeq names its product protein S100-A1-like. Gene Ontology annotation, molecular function: calcium ion binding. The transcript is spliced from 3 exons. Bases 124 to 423 code for a protein of 99 amino acids. Lineage: Eukaryota; Metazoa; Chordata; Actinopteri; Perciformes; Serranidae. The record is from RefSeq and is a predicted model, not a curated record. Gene Ontology annotation, cellular component: cytoplasm.